AAUUUCCAAACAUCCCCUCGUGUUUGUUAGAUAGGUUUUAACCGGUAAAAGAGUCACUACGCAGACUGGCUUUUGGCAGUGUGGACCAGACAGCUUGCAGACGCAUUUAAUACAGACGGAAGAAGCCUGAUAAUAACGCACUGAUGGCCACUGACGAAAUCGCGACAGCAAUGGAAAGCGAAAGUGUUGCCUCGGAUACUACGACAGCAACGGAAGAUAACGGAAUUGACUUGACACCAAACAAAGACGGCGGCGUGCUGAAAAAAAUUUUGAGGGAAGGAACAGGAAGUGAAACCCCAGGCAAAGGAGACACGGUUUAUGUGCAUUACGUUGGCACUCUCCUUGAUGGGACGAAAUUUGAUUCCAGUCGAGACCGCAAUGAACUGUUUGAUUUUAAAUUGGGCAUGGGUUCAGUUAUUAAAGCCUGGGAUAUCGGAGUAGCAUCCAUGAAAAAGGGAGAACUGGCUCUGUUAACAUGCAAACCAGAGUAUGCUUAUGGAGAGUCUGGAUCAGGACCAGUGAUUGGACCAAAUGCCACACUGGUGUUUGAGGUGGAACUCUUCAGAUGGGAAGGAGAAGAUAUCUCAGAAGAGCGAGACGGUGGAGUGACAAGACGAGUGAUCAGAAAGGGGGAGGGCUACAAGACACCCAAUGAAGGGGCUACAGUUGAUGUUCACAUUACUGGAAGGUACAAUGAUGCCAUAUUUGACGAUCGAAAUGUUCAGUUUAUUCUGGGAGAGGGAGAGGAACUAGACAUAUGCCCUGGUCUUGAACAGGCUUUGAAGAAAUUUGUGAACAAAGAACAUUCCAAGCUCUGGAUAAAAUCAAAACAUGCCUUUGGCAAGGAGGGCAGUGCGAAAUUCAACAUUCCACCUGAUGCUGACAUUGUGUAUGAAGUAGAGAUGACAAAUUUUGAGAAGGCAAAGGAAGCCUGGGAAAUGGAUACAGCUGAAAAACUCAACCAGUCAGAACUUGUGAAGCAAAAGGGAACAGAUUUCUUCAAGGCAGGUAAAUACAAGCAAGCCAUCAACUAUUACAAGAAAAUAGUGAAGUUUUUAGAGACAGAGAGUGCUUUGGAGGGUGAGGAAACGAGUCGUCACAAGAGCUUGUUGUUAGCGGCCCACCUAAACCUGGCUAUGUGUCAGCUGAAGCUACAGGAUUACCAGCAGGCAGAGAAAGAGUGUGAGAAUGCCCUGGAGAUAGAUGCCAAGAAUGAGAAAGGGUUGUUCCGGCGCGGAAUGGCACGGCUGAAGCAAAAUGAAUAUGAGUCGGCUAUAGAGGAUUUCCGGGAAGUGUUGAAGAUUGACCCAAACAACAAAGCUGCCAGAAAGGAACUCAGUCUGGCCACACAGAAACUCAAACAGUUCCGGGACAAGGAGAAGAAACUCUAUGCUGGCAUGUUCACCAAGCUGGCUGCAAAGGAGGAAAAAUUGAAUACAAAUGAGGUGAAUGGUACAGAUAGCAGAAGCCGAUCAGAAGGUCAUGAUAGUGGCUCAGCGGGGAGUGGGGAUGGAGAAGCUAUGGAGAACUAAGCAGACUGUACCUCCUCACCACGAACAUGCUACAAUCAUCAGACGCACCAGUGACGUCAUUGACAUCUAGAACAGUCUUGCCACCGACGUCAUUGAUAUCCAGAAUAGUCUCACUAGCGUGAUUUGUCUCUAUUUGGCGGUUACCGAGUUCUAUGAAGUCAAGAGACAUUUACCUGCAAUUUUGACCCCUCUGUAUUGGCUGCUUUACAGAUAUUUUUGCCAAAAAAUAGGUUUGCCAAGCUAAAAUUCUCGUGUACAUGUACAUGCUGAGUAUAUAGAGUAUCAGCCAAAUCAUUCGAACUCACAAAACUAGUAUGGCACAGUUCUUUGAUGGAAAUGAAAACAUUUAGCAGGCAUCUUAUUCGACUUUUCAAUCGUCCUGUAUGAUGAGAGUAUGUAAAUCUCAAGGAAACAUUUCUCAGUUGAGAUUUCUUCUGGUACGCAUCACUUACAUCCUCAUUGUAAUUAUCAGAAAUUCAUUUUGUUUUCAAAUAGCAUAGAUAAAAGCUGCCUGAGCUUUAAUAUGGACCAGAAUGUCAUAUCCAUAUCGUUUUAUCCACGUACACGUGUUUUGUUUUCUCUUCAUAAUUCAUUUGUUGUGAUCAUGAAAAUAAAAGGAACUACUAAAACAAUUAGCUUAAUCUAUACAUAAA
This is a messenger RNA of Liolophura sinensis, 2185 nucleotides long. RefSeq names its product peptidyl-prolyl cis-trans isomerase FKBP4-like. The transcript has 8 exons. Lineage: Eukaryota; Metazoa; Mollusca; Polyplacophora; Chitonida; Chitonidae. Gene Ontology annotation, molecular function: protein binding; peptidyl-prolyl cis-trans isomerase activity. Bases 144 to 1532 code for a protein of 462 amino acids. The record is from RefSeq and is a predicted model, not a curated record.